AAAGGAGAGAGAGCGAGAAACACGCCAAUAUAAUAUGCAUUGUACAUGUAGUUAGCAGAGUCUAACUUUCCUUACCGAUAUAACAGUACAGCACGUUUUUAUGCACUUGGAGAAACUGUGCUUCUUUUGGUGCGGCGUCGAACAGCCAAGGUCGUGGGAACGUCGAUCAGGACUUGUCACUUCAGAUCCAAAAGGCACUUGGCCUAGACCUGUUUUAGACACUUUGCGAUGUUAGCUGUACGAAUGAUCUGCAUUUGCGAAUACACACGUUGGUAAUGUGAUAUAUGCGUCCGGAUGAGAUUUGUUAACGUUGAAUUGGUGUAAUAGUGAUUGAAGCUUAUGCAGUGACAUCACGCUUGCAGCAUGUCUUUCCUGAAAAAAUUCAACAGACAGAAGAGCGUGGACUUGGAGGAGGAGGCGAGGAAAAAAGAUGAGAAGGAGAAGGCGUCGGAAAUGAGGAGGGCAAAACGUCACAGCGUUCACGUCAGUUCCAGAAGGGACAAGCCAGACGUCGCUGUCGACGCGCAAAGCAAGGAUGAUUCUAUCGUCGAGGACAAGGGAAUGCAGAAGAAAAAGGAAGCGGACAGGAAGGAACGGGAGAGGAGAAAAUUUAAGGACAUGUCGGGCAUGGUGAUGACAAGCUCGAAUGAAUACCCUGUCUUCAUCGUCCACUAUCUCGGGCGGAUGCCGGCAGAUGCCGAGUUUGGGCGCCAGGCCGUGGAGGACCCCGUUCACCAGCUAUGCAAACUCCGUGUGAAGCAGAAACUGCCAAAGACACUUCUGGCGUUUAAUGUUGACGGGAUGAUGUGUCGGGAAGUGACGGGUCCUUUCUUGAAACCUAAGAAGGAAGGAUGUACCUUCUUCAUCCCGCUGCAUCACAUCACAUACGGGGUUGCGUCUUUGACGCAUCCUCAGGUCUUUGCGAUUAUCAGUAAGAUGACGGACGACCCCUCACCAGCCAACCAGGUCCUGGUGCUUCAUGCUUAUCUGUGCGACAAGGCGGAGGACGCUCAGGGACUGACUUACUGGCAGCUUCAGGCUUACAUCGAAGCCUUUGAAGAUCUGAAGAGGAAACGGAUGCUGAAGCAAAGGAGACAACAGGCUAUGGGCAAGCAUGGCCCACCUCCAUCUUUAGAGGCGGGUACCAGUGGUGGUGCUCCUGCAAGUGAUAGUGCUGGCCCUGGCGGUGCUCCUGCUCCCCCAAAUGAUAGUGGUGGCCCUGGUGGUGCUUCUGCUCCUGCUGAUGGUAGUAAUGACGGUGUUGGUAGCAGGUCAUCAACCAAGAGCAAACACAAAAAUCCUCCUACAUCCACCACGUCAUCAUCAUCCUCAUCGGCAUCAUCAUCUACCAAGGUAACGCCAACCCCAGCUCGGAAAACAUCCGACAAGGAUGUAGAUGAAAGACAGGAUAUCGUCAAUAUGUCGCAGAAGCAGGUCCCUGGUAAAAUGAAGAUCGAUGCAUGGCCACCAUCCAAACGAGGCCCCCCUCCCAAGCUCAGAGGGCCCCCACCAACUCUGGAACCGCUCCAAAUUGGUGGCCCUCCUGCAGGGCAGAAUGGGAGAUCCGCACAGGGUAGGACGGACUCCAAGGACUCAGCGUAUGGUGAGGGCGAAGAUGAGUUCCCCAUCGCCUUCUCGCCGACUUCAGCGUCGGCAUCGCAGUCGUCUUCGAUGACGGGAUCGGUAUUCCCCGGAAUCGCUCCGAGGAGGCCGAGCGAGUCCGAUCCGAACAAGACUGCAUCUUUUGAGAGCAGAAUCAGUGAGCUGCAGAACCUUGUUACAAUGGAUGCUGAGAAACUCAAACAGCUCAUGAUCAAUGAUUACCCAACACUGUCAAGAAAAAUCCUCUACAAGAUGGCCAUCGAUCAAAAUGGCGUCGUUACAAGGAAGGAAACCCCAGAAGACGACCAGGGGCCGACAUCGACAAAGACGGUCGCUGCUCCCGACGACAGCAUUGUAUAACAGCAGCGGGACGACGACAUCGACUUGACUAUUCUUGCCAGCGAAUAAGUGUAUAUUGACGAUAGAGUGAGUGGUGAUCAUUGCCGUCAUCGACAACGCUUUCAUCAUCUUCGUCGUGGUUGUUGUCAUCGACACGACAUUCUAGUCCUACGUCAAUGUUAUUGAUGUCCAUUUUUGGUGUUUGUGAGCUUCAAUAUCAUCAUCUUAUUAACUGUCAUCAUCUUAUUAACUGUCAUCGCGUUUACUUAAACAUCUAUUUGCCGAAGUUUGUAUGUGUGAGUAAUACUUCGGACACAUCGCCAAACCGACUCCAAACCAUUGAGAUAUAUGCAAUUUUUUAUUAUUUCUCUUUGCUCCAAAGCGACCAAUUUUGGGCCAUUAGGGGUAACGGAUUCCACGCUCGGACUGAUAUCGGUCUCGUUGAUGAAACUGGAGUAUAACUACAGUAGCUCCUCACUUUGAAAAGAAACGCAGAACGCAAAGAAUUCAUUUACAUUUUGUGUUGUUCUUGUUUUACGAAGGAAGGGGGAUGGUAAUCUCCUUCAAUGAACAAGUUACGAGACUGACAGCCCGCGAGACCGGCAUUCUAUAAGAGGCCUGCAGGCCACGUGAUCGACAGCCUACGAGACCGAUAGCACACGAGACCGAUAGCACACGAGACAAAGAGCUCCGAGAGGUCCAUGCAAGAAAUUUUAGGGGAGAUAAAUUGCGUUCAUGAACAUUGGAAAAACCAAUGGAUUACGUAAGGAAAUAUAUAUAGAGAGAGAAGGGGGUAGAUAGAGGAAAACAAAGAAAGGCCUAUAUAAUUACAAUAAGAAAUUGCAUAUGAUACUUAAAGAUAGAAAAUCAAAGAAAUAAACGAGAAAAUAAAGAAUAAGAUAGUCGCUGAAUACGUAGAAGGCUCACAAGAAUAUUAUUAGUCUCGCAGGCCUUUGGUCUCGUGAGAGCCGCACAUGUAGGUCUAUACAGUAGUGCUUCCAUUAUAAUUAUAAUGGUUAAUGUGAAUAUUGAAAUAACCUAUAUCGCUGUCUAUAAAAUUGCAUUGUUAAUAUUUUUCAUCAAAAUGAUCAAAAUUUAUUAUGUAGAUUUUGUCUUCAUCUUGUUUCUUUAUAUUUUGUUUAAAGUGUAUUUUGAUACGAAUUUUUGCAUAAUUUCGAAAUGUUCAAAGGUAUGAAAAUUAUUGAAUUAUAUUGUAUAGCCAUAUCGUUGCGAAGAUUCAUUUUCUCACUCUGUUACAUACUACGAAAUUUAAAACUGAUCCCUAGACUGUUGUUAAUAUAUAAUGUUUAUAUUAGUUCUUUUUCGUUGAUGGUAAUAAUUCUUGUCAUAAGGAGAAUUGUAUACCUCCGUAUAGAAACUAGAGCGUAGAAGGCAUGAAUAUUUCUUCCUGUAUUUUUCUCUCUUUACAUUGGUGUCUACAAAAUGCAAUUAGGCUGAAUUACUUGUUUGUUUUGUAAUGUCUUUGAAAUAUAAAGUUAACUGUCGGGGUAAACUGGCAUACGUGCACGUACCUCUUAUAGCUAAAUGACAAUCCAUUGUACCUUAUAUUAUAUACUCAUUCAAAGGCUGAAGUUUGUAUGCAAGCGAGUGAUUAUUGUUGUACACGGUGCGUCAAUUUCGAUUGCGUCAUUACAUGCGCUAAUAAUAGAGCGCUAAUAUAGCAUGCGCCAAUAAGUCAACGCAAUAUUACACUUUUCAUUUUGCAUUCAGUGCUUGUAAGAUAUCUCUCUCAAAGGCGCGUCAAAAAACGCGCCAGUUGCUGACGCAGCAGUACGACAGCAAAAUGAGACCUCGUAUGCAACGGGUCUUAAAGGUAUAGACCAGUUUUGGAAACACCCCCCCCCCC
Messenger RNA from Strongylocentrotus purpuratus (purple sea urchin), 3808 nucleotides. RefSeq lists its product as uncharacterized. The record is from RefSeq and is a predicted model, not a curated record. The transcript is spliced from 2 exons. Bases 364 to 1962 code for a protein of 532 amino acids. Gene Ontology annotation, biological process: regulation of mitochondrial membrane potential; regulation of cell population proliferation; negative regulation of insulin receptor signaling pathway. Lineage: Eukaryota; Metazoa; Echinodermata; Echinoidea; Camarodonta; Strongylocentrotidae.